Messenger RNA from Sorex araneus (European shrew), 2055 nucleotides. RefSeq names its product enoyl-CoA hydratase domain containing 3 (gene ECHDC3). The coding region runs from base 104 to 964 and encodes 286 amino acids. Gene Ontology annotation, cellular component: mitochondrion. Gene Ontology annotation, molecular function: hydro-lyase activity. The record is from RefSeq and is a predicted model, not a curated record. NCBI's taxonomy places the organism in Eukaryota, Metazoa, Chordata, Mammalia, Eulipotyphla, Soricidae. The transcript has 5 exons.
GACGGGCCGGGUGGAGGCCUGGCCUGCGAGUCCCGGCCCGGUUCGGCUCCGCGGUCCGAGCGGUCGGGGCGGCGCGGUGGCGCCUGGGCACUGGAGUCCCGCCAUGGCGGCGAGCUGGGCACUGGCGUGCGGCCGGCUCCGGCGCGGCCCGGGGGCGCGGCUGGCCGCGCGCUUCUGCAGCGGGGCGCCGGGGCCGCGGCCCACCCGCGCGCGGCAGCGGGACGGCGUCAGGAGCAUCGUCCUGAGCAACCCGCAGCGGCGGAACGCGCUGUCCCUGGCCAUGCUGAGGUCCCUCCGCGAUGACCUCCUCCACGAGGCCGACAGCCCGCAGCUCAAGGUCAUCGUCAUCUCAGCCGAGGGGCCCGUCUUCUCUUCGGGGCAUGACCUGAGGGAGCUGACGGGGGAGCAGGGCCACGACGUCCAUGCCGACGUGUUCCGGACGUGUGCCGAGGUCAUGAUGCUGAUCCAGCGCCACCCAGUCCCCGUCAUCGCCAUGGUGAACGGCCUGGCCACCGCGGCCGGCUGCCAGCUGGUGGCCAGCUGCGACAUCGCCGUGGCCAGCGACAAGUCCUCCUUCGCCACCCCGGGGGUGAACAUCGGGCUCUUCUGCUCCACCCCCGGCGUGGCCCUGGCCAGGGCCGUGCCCAAGAAGGUGGCCAUGGAGAUGCUGCUCACAGGGGAGCCCAUCUCGGCCCAGGAGGCCCUGCGCCACGGGCUGCUGAGCAAGGUGGUGCCCGAGGGGCAGCUGGAGGCCGAGACGGCGCGGAUUGCUGGCAGGAUCGCGGCCCUCAGCCGGCCCGUGCUGGCGCUGGGCAAAGCCACCUUCCACCGGCAGCUGCCGCAGGACCUGCCCACGGCCUACCACCUGGCCUGCCAGGCCAUGGUGGACAACCUGGGCCUACAGGACGGCCAGGAGGGCAUCACCGCUUUCCUGCAGAAGAGGAAGCCCCACUGGUCCCACUGACCGCCCGCCCGGGGCCAGAGGAAGCGCUGGCCAGCGGGGGAGGGUCGCCAGCUCAGCAGGAGGGGCUGCCCUGGCCCCAGCACUGGGCAAAUUAAAACCUAGAGCUGACCCUGAUUCGCCCACGCGGGCCCCAGCAGCCUCGACCCACAGGCCCAGCCACACCCUGGGGACAGGGCCCCACCAGGAAGGGUCGGAGGGCGCCGUGCUGCCUGCGUCCCCCCCGUCCGCUCCCGGGCCGGCAGGCAGCGGGCUCUGCUCCUUCCUGCGGCUCUCUCCGUUCCUGCCGGCCACUUCACGCCUGGCCUGCCGGGUCAGACUGGCCGGUGACCCUGAGCCCAGGGCAGCUAACGGGCCACAGCAGGACCUGGGCUGCGCCAGGGUGGGUCCCAGGGCACGGGAAGCAGGGGCCCCUGUCCCCGCACCACAGCACCGUCUGUGCCUUUCUGCCCGACUCCCAUUCCGCUGGGAUCUGCAAGCCGCUGCAAAAGCAGAGCCAAGUGCCUUCCCCGAAGCUCACGCCGGUGGCCGACGGAGCUGUGAGUCUGGGCCGUCCCGGGGCACCCGCCCACCGUGGCCUCCUGCCGCCGCCCUGCCCGCUGCUCUGUUUCCCCUCCCAUGCUUGGAGCUGGUGCCUUCCCUGAUAGAAUGGGGCGGGGUGUUCACGGAGAGCUUGGCAGGGAGAAGAGCAACAGGGCCGGGAAAGUGGGGGCCUGGCUGCAGCCCUCCCGCCCACCACCCAGAGCAUCCACCGGGCACAGCUGGGCCUUCUCGCCGGCCCUCAGGCAGGUUGACGUUCAUUAGAAAUAGCGCUUCUGGGCUGGAGCGAUAGCACAGCGGGGAGGGCGUUUGCCUUGCACACGGCCGACCUGGGCUCGAUUCCCAGCAUCCCAUAGGGUCCCCUGAGCACUGCCAGGAGUAAUUCCUGAGUGCAGAGCCAGGAGUAACCCCUGUGUAUCGCCAGGUGUGACCCCAAGAGUUAAAAAAAAAAGAAAUAGCACUUCAUUUGUGAUUUUUGUUCCUUGGCAAUCAUUAGGUUCUACAUGAUUGACGAUGUUUGACUGUCAAUAAAAGAUCAUAUUUCCAAUUUGCAA